UUGCUGGAGGAUUUUCUGAAAAAACACCCUUACAACCCGGCCUCUAAGUAUUUCCCCAGCUUGGGAGACCAGUUUGCUACUGAGCCCCUGACAAACUACAUGGAUGCUGAGUACUUUGGAACCAUCUCUAUCGGUACCCCAGCCCAGGAUUUCACUGUUGUUUUCGACACCGGCUCCUCCAACCUGUGGGUGCCCUCUGUGUACUGCUCCAGCCCAGCCUGCACAAAACACAACCGCUUCAACCCGUCAGCCUCCUCCACCUACCAGGCCACCAGCCAGAACCUCUCCAUCCAGUAUGGCACCGGCAGCAUGACUGGGAUCCUGGGCUAUGACACCGUCCAGGUUGGAGGCCUUGUGGACACCAACCAGAUCUUUGGCUUGAGUGAAACCGAGCCCGGCUCCACCUUUUACUACGCCCCCAUGGAUGGGAUCCUGGGUCUGGCCUACCCCAGCAUUGCCUCCUCCGGAGCCACCCCCGUCUUUGACAACAUGAUGAGCGAGGGCUUGGUGUCCCAGGACCUCUUCUCCGUCUACCUGAGCGCAGAUGAGCAAAGCGGGAGCUUCGUGAUGUUCGGCGGCAUCGACACAUCUUAUUACUCUGGGAACCUCAUUUGGAUCCCUCUGUCUGCGGAGACUUACUGGCAAAUCAACAUGGACAGCAUCACCAUGAAUGGACAGACCAUCGCUUGCUCCGGUGGCUGCCAGGCUAUCAUUGACACUGGCACGUCUCUGCUGGCUGGGCCCCCCAGUGACGUCUCCAACAUCAACUACUACAUCGGCGCCAGCAAUGGCGCGGUCAGCUGCAGCGCCAUGAGCAGCCUGCCCGAAAUCAUCUUCAACAUCAACGGGAACGCGUUCCCUGUGCCCGCCAGCGCCUACAUCCUCAACGAUUCAAGCUCUUGUUCCUCCAGCUUUGAAAACAUUGACCAAGGGCUCUGGAUCCUUGGCGACGUCUUCAUCCGCCUCUACUACGUUGUCUUCGACCGGGCCAACAACCAGGUGGGCCUGGCUCCCCUGGUGUGAACACGGUGCCAUCCCUAGGACACUGCUGUGGAAUAGGGGUCCUGGAUAAUCUCCAUUUCUCUAAAGUCCCAACAAUGUGCAUAGAACUAGUGGCUCUCCCCCCGCAAUCUCCCACACACCAUCUCUCCUAUAAUCUUGCCCACAGUAGAAUAAAGGAAUACAAGA
This is a messenger RNA of Pelodiscus sinensis (Chinese soft-shelled turtle), 1188 nucleotides long. The record is from RefSeq and is a predicted model, not a curated record. Lineage: Eukaryota; Metazoa; Chordata; Testudines; Trionychidae.